ACGCACUACACGAAUCAGCAUAACUUUCUCAUGAAUGGUCAGUUGUAAUCGAAUCUCCUUGAAGAUUACAACAAUCUAUCCAUCCAAGUAUUAAAAGCAGAAGAAACAAAGACAAAUAAAAGAAAUGGGCCUCAAACGACCAACAAGCUUGGAAAUCAAGAUGAAUUCGGAGCAUGUUCGACGAAGUGCCAUGCUCUAUGAUGAACAUGCAGAAAAACAGGAAGCUGUCCCAUUUCUUAUCGGAAUAUUGAUGAACCGAUGGAAUGCGCUUCAUAAAGCAUACAUUGAUGAUAUAGACAUUGAAGACUUUUUAGAGCAUCCAAAUCUGGCCUUUAUACUUCAACAGUGGAGGGAGGUGAAGGUGUUAAGAAGUCAAAUCAUGAAAUUUGCUGCGGAUCUCAAGGAACUUGACGAUGCUUAUGUGAUCCCUAAUUACCAAGACCCGCACACUAUACCACCAUACCAAACCAUUGCUGAAAGUCUAGGAAAACUUGACACGUUACUAGAUUAGGGAAGUUCAGAUGUCUAAAGUAUCAUUUUUCCUUGUUAUCAUAAUUGUAACUGCUGAAAUCCAUAAAAUAAAUGGAGUAUAUUGAAUACAGUA
Messenger RNA from Folsomia candida, 604 nucleotides. RefSeq lists its product as uncharacterized. The coding region runs from base 125 to 511 and encodes 128 amino acids. The transcript has 4 exons. The record is from RefSeq and is a predicted model, not a curated record. Lineage: Eukaryota; Metazoa; Arthropoda; Collembola; Entomobryomorpha; Isotomidae.